ACAAGGAACUACUCGUCUCCUCAGUUCAAGGUUGUGGUUCCACAUAUGGCUCAGGAAUAUGGCUUUGACUAUGAACUAAUCACCUACAAAUGGCCUACGUGGCUGCACAAGCAGGCAGAAAAGCAGCGAAUUAUUUGGGCAUACAAGAUUUUGUUCCUUGAUGUUAUAUUUCCCAUUUCAUUGGAAAAGGUUAUAUUUGUUGACGCCGAUCAAGUUGUGAGGGCGGAUAUAGGAGAACUCUAUGACAUGGAUAUAAAGGGAAGACCUCUUGCGUAUACUCCUUUUUGCAAUAACAAUAAGGACAUGGAUGGAUAUCGAUUUUGGAGACAAGGAUUCUGGAAAGAGCAUUUGCGUGGCAGACCAUACCAUAUUAGUGCAUUGUAUGUGGUUGACUUGGUGAAGUUCCGUGAGACAGCAGCUGGUGAUAAUUAAGAGUCUUUUAUGAAAGUCUUAGCAAAGAUCCGAACAGUCUAUCCAAUCUGGAUCAGGAUCUUCCAAACUAUGCUCAGCAUACAGUACCAGUCUUCUCAUUACCCCAAGAAUGGUUGUGGUGUGAAUCUUGAUGUGGUAAUGCCACCAAAUCGAAGGCUAAGACCAUCGAUCUUUGCAACAAUCCAAUGACAAAAGAACCAAAACUUCAGGUAUUCUAUAAUCGUACAUUACUCUAUAUUUAUACCCCAGUGAUUCUUAUAAUGUUCAUACCACUUUCCUUUUACAUUGCAUCACUUUUUGAUCAUCUAUAUCAUACGUCAAUGCUCUGGGUGC
This is a messenger RNA of Hibiscus syriacus, 765 nucleotides long. RefSeq names its product UDP-glucose:glycoprotein glucosyltransferase-like. The transcript has 6 exons. NCBI's taxonomy places the organism in Eukaryota, Viridiplantae, Streptophyta, Magnoliopsida, Malvales, Malvaceae. The coding region runs from base 46 to 432 and encodes 128 amino acids. Gene Ontology annotation, molecular function: UDP-glucose:glycoprotein glucosyltransferase activity. Gene Ontology annotation, cellular component: endoplasmic reticulum. The record is from RefSeq and is a predicted model, not a curated record.